Molecule: messenger RNA, 866 nt
Organism: Camelina sativa (false flax)
Lineage: Eukaryota; Viridiplantae; Streptophyta; Magnoliopsida; Brassicales; Brassicaceae
Source: RefSeq, a predicted model, not a curated record
UCUUCUCAACCAAACUCUUCACUCAUCAAAGCAUCACACAACACACUCAUACAUACACUUUCUCUUCUCUUCAUUUUCUUAGAUCCUUUAACUCAUUUUCUACUUAUUCAAAUGGCCACCGUCGAGGUUGAACAUGUGACUCCAGCACCAGCUGAGACCGUUGAGGUGCCAGCACCAGCUGAGACCGUUGAGGUGCCAGCACCAAAGACUGUGGAGCCGGAGGAAGCUGCCCCCGUCGCUAUUGUCACAGAAUCUGCUCCAGCUCCGGUAACAGAAUCCGAAGCACCUGUAGAAGUAACGACUAAAGACUUGGUAGUGGAAGAAACAGAGAAACCAGUCGAAGAGACAGAGGAGAAGAAAACAGAGGAAGCUCCAGUUGAAACUCCGGAGGUUGUGGAGAUCAAGAAAGAGGAAGAAGCUCCGGCGGUUGCGGAGAUCAAGAAAGAGGAAGAAGCACCGGUUGAGACUCCAGCGGUUGUGGAGGAAGAGAGCAAAACAGAGGAAGUUGUAGAGACGAAAAAAGAGGAAGAAGUAGAAGAAAAGAAGACAGAGGAAGCUCCAGCGGUUGUGGAGGAAGAGAAGAAGCCAGAAGCAGAGGAGGAGAAACCCACUGAAGUAGCUGCAGUGGAACCCGUCGUAGCAGCAGCUCCAGUGGAGAAGGCUGAUGUGUAAAAUUUGAAGUAAAGAAACUGUCUUUUGAAGAAGACGAAGAAAAAUGUUAGCAAGUAAACUAUUUGUUACUUUUUUAAGUACUCUGUGUCUUGUUUUGUUGUUGAGUCUCUGACUCUUCUUGCCUUUGUUUUCACUAUUCUCUUAUGUUACUUUCAAUGGUUAUCAUUUUGAAUAAGAUAUACAUUAUUUUUAUA